Messenger RNA from Mercurialis annua (annual mercury), 2552 nucleotides. RefSeq lists its product as uncharacterized. The coding region runs from base 23 to 853 and encodes 276 amino acids. Lineage: Eukaryota; Viridiplantae; Streptophyta; Magnoliopsida; Malpighiales; Euphorbiaceae. The record is from RefSeq and is a predicted model, not a curated record. The transcript has 2 exons.
UUUGUCUCCAGUUCAUGAACCUAUGAGUUUUGUUCACAGGGUGUAUCCUCCACGUGUGGCUGGACCUUCUGGUGUCUCUCACACCUCUAUUGUAUCUGCAACUAAUUCAACUGGCAUUCCCUCUACUGUAGUAACUACUCUUUCAGCGGAAAAUCUACAGGGUUCAUGCAAGAAACUUGACAAGGGUAAAUCUAUUGCUGUUCAUCCCAGUCAAUUACCUCCUCGCUUAGUACAUUUACUCAGUCCUGCGCUUCAAGUUAAGUAUGCUACUAUCAAUCGAGAAACAGAACUGACUUCUACUCAACAAGCCGAAAUUUUAGAAGAUUACAUUGAAAGACAACUUAGUGGGACUUUGCCCUCGGUUCAUAUGGAUUUGGAGAAGCGGCAUUCAGAGAUUUUAACCCUUAUUUCUGAAGUUCAAUGCAAUACAAUUUCUGCAAGUCCAACUACUCCACAUAUGGUUAAUGUCUUAGAUACUUCUCAUCCUAUUUCAACCAUGGUUACUGUUCCAAUUGUAGCUGCAACUGUUACUAAACCAAAGCGCCGCACUUCAAAAAAUUUGAAACAACAUGCUCCUAGAUCAACUGGUACUACUUCUGGCAGGUUCGGUAUUGCUUCUUCUGAGUCCAAACGGAAGACUAUACCUGGGUGUGAUAUAGAAGAUAUGGAUGGGAAGGUUUGUAAGGCACGAAAGGAUAACUUGGAAGGGUUAUGCUGUACCAACAGGGAGGAUAUCUGUGUUCCUUUGGCUGAUGUGGGUCGACUGCAGUUUACACAAGAGGAAGAAGAAACUGCUGCGGCUUUUCUGAGGGUGUCGGGUUCCAGCCCCAAUUGGACCCCAUACGUCCCAUGAAGCCUUUUACAGAUGAUGAAAUUAAAGAGGCAACUUUCUCUAUCCAUUACUCCAAGUCACCUGGAAUUGAUGGAUUUACUUCUGCUUUUUAUCAACAUUACUGGAGUACGAUUGGUCCAUCUAUAAUAUCUACUAUUAAGCAGUUUUUCAAUGGUGGACACAUGUUACGCAGUAUGAACCACACUAUUAUAUGUCUCAUUCCAAAGGUUCGUCAUCCUCAAUCAGUUUCUGAUUUGCGACUUAUAAGUUUAUGUACAGUAUUUUAUAAAAUCAUCUCUAAGGUGCUUACUAAUAGGUUACAAAAGGUAUUGCCUGAUCUAAUACCUCAGGUCCAGAAUGCUUUCAUUAAGGGGCGUUCUAUUUCUGAUAACAUUCUCCUAGUACAUGAGGUAUUACACUAUUUUCAGCAUCAUAAAUCUCAAAAGAACAGAUUUCUUGGUUUGAAGCUGGACAUCAGCAAGGCGUAUGACAGGAUUGAAUGGCAAUUUUUAGAGUUUAUUCUGGCAAAAUGGGGCUUUGGCCAUCAAUUCAUCAGAUGGAUAAUGCAGUGUGUUUCUACUGUGACUUUUUCCAUUCAGAUUAAUGGUGGUUGUCAUGGUUAUUUUACACCCUCUAGAGGUCUCAGGCAGGGAGAUCCCUUAUCCCCCUUGUUGUUUGUUCUCUGUUCACAGGGAUUAUCUUUUCUUAUUAAGCAGGCAUCUGAGCAACAUCUGUUCUCUGGAGUUAAAUUAAAUAGACACUGUCCUCCAAUUUCUCAUUUACUGUUUGCGGAUGACUCAAUUAUAUUUUCAUCAGCGGCUCCUCACUGUUUGCAGAGUAUUAAAUCCAUGUUACAACAAUACGGUGAUGCUACAGGUCAGUUGAUUAAUUAUUCUAAAUCUGGGGUGUUUUUUAGUGCUAAUGUGGAUAGUAGUUAUCGAAAUUAUGUUUCAACUUUCCUCACUAUCCCUAGUUUACCUGCGCGUCAGCAUUAUUUAGGCUUACCUGCUAUUUUGGGUCAAAAUAAAUCUCAUACUUUUGGAUAUUUGCUGCAUAAGAUUCAGACUCAUUUGACUCGUUGGCAAGGGAAGUUUUUGUCUCACAGUGGUAAAGAGGUUCUUUUAAAGGCUAUUAUUACAGCAAUCCCAGUAUAUACGAUGAUGUGUUUUCGCCUUCCAAAAUCAUUUUGUAAACGUAUUAAUCAGUUAAUGAUGCAGUUUUGGUGGGGGGGAACUUCUGAAUUCAAGCAUAUGGUUUGGGUUUCUUGGCGUACUAUGUGCCGAAGUAAGAAACAAGGUGGACUAGGCUUCAAGCACCUAUUUUAUUUCAAUCAAGCCUUACUAGCCAAACAAAUAUGGAGGAUCUCCCAGGAUCCAAAUUCCAUCCUAUAUCAGGUAUAUAAAGCUAAAUAUUUUAGACAAAGUGAUAUCUUACAUGCUAGUUUGGGUAGUUCUCCCUCCUGGGGAUGGCGAAGUAUGUUUUUUGGUAUACAACUUUUGAAACAGGGAUGCUUCUGGCAAAUUAAUUCUGGUCUUCAUGUCCGACCUCUUAUGGAUCCAUGGCUUUUAAAUGAUUGUCACUUUUUGCCUCGUUUACAAUCAGGUGUUUCUCCUAGUCAGGUACCCGAGUUUGUAGGAGGGUUGUUUCGUCCAUAUAGCUUACAAUGGGAUGAAGUUUUGAUCAGACAAUUAUUUAUCCCAGCAGAUGUUAGUCUUAUCUU